Messenger RNA from Malassezia restricta, 1572 nucleotides. RefSeq names its product trehalose 6-phosphate synthase. Gene Ontology annotation, cellular component: alpha,alpha-trehalose-phosphate synthase complex (UDP-forming); cytosol. The coding region runs from base 1 to 1572 and encodes 523 amino acids. Gene Ontology annotation, molecular function: catalytic activity. NCBI's taxonomy places the organism in Eukaryota, Fungi, Basidiomycota, Malasseziomycetes, Malasseziales, Malasseziaceae. The record is from RefSeq and is a predicted model, not a curated record. The transcript has a single exon. Gene Ontology annotation, biological process: trehalose biosynthetic process; cellular response to heat.
AUGAUCGAGCGGCUCGUGGUGGUGUCCAACCGGCUGCCGGUAACGAUCAAGAAAGACGGGUCGGUGCCUGGUGGCUACAUUUUCAAGCAGUCAGCAGGCGGACUUGUGUCUGCGCUGCGUGGCACGAAAAAGCUCAUGAGCUUUACGUGGAUCGGGUGGCCGGGCGUGAGUGUGCCUGAAAGCAGCAUCCCCUACAUUGAGGCAACGCUCGAAAAGAACUAUCAGUGCAAGCCCGUAUGGCUUCCCGAAGACGUGGGGGAGCGCCACUACAACGGAUUUUCGAACUCGAUCUUAUGGCCGCUCUUUCACUAUCAUGCGGGUGAAAUGAACUUUGACGAGGAGAAUUGGCGAGCCUAUCGCGAGGCGAAUUGGCUGUUUGCCCAUGCAGUACGCAGUGUGCUGCGUCCAGGAGACUGCGUUUGGGUACAAGACUAUCAUCUUAUGCUUCUCCCGCUCAUGCUAACCACGAUCUUGGAGCAUGGCGAUAUCGAACGGCUCGUCCCGAAAGAGUGCUCCGAUAUGGAUGUGACCAACUCACUGGGACUGGUUACGCAGGCUACUAGUGAUGCAUUUGAUCCUUCUCGGGCAUCCCACGCGCAGCUGCGGCGCAAAGAUAUUCAGCUGGGCUUUUUCCUGCAUACGCCCUUUCCCAGCAGCGAAGUGUACCGUAUCCUUCCCGUCCGUCGAGAAAUCCUGCUUGGUAUCUUGUACUCGGACUUGAUUGGAUUCCAUACGUACGACUACGUGCGACACUUUUUAUCCUCGUGUGCGCGUAUCCUGGGCAUACCCACGUACCCGAAUGGUGCUGACUUUGGUGGUCGCCGUAUUCAGGUCCGCACGUAUCCUAUCGGUAUUGAUCCCCAUCAAUUCGAGACGGCGCUGCAGCAGCCUAUGGUCAGAGAGCGCAUUGGCACACUGUCUCGCCGAUUUGAAGGUGUCAAGAUCAUUGUGGGGAUUGAUCGACUCGACUAUAUCAAAGGCAUGCCUCAGAAGCUCCAGGGCAUCGAAACGUUCCUGGAAGAGCAUCCAGAAUGGAUCGGGAAAGUGGUGCUGAUUCAGAUCGCUGUACCGUCUCGACAGGAUGUGGAAGAGUACCAGAACUUGCGUGCGACGGUGAACGAGGCUGUCGGUCGCAUUAACGGCCGAUUUGGCACGGUCGAAAGUAUGCCGAUUCAUCUUUUGCACCGUUCCGUCGAAUUCAACGAGCUCUGCGCGUUGUACGCCGUCAGCGAUGUGUGCCUCAUCACCAGCACUCGCGAUGGUAUGAAUCUCGUGUCGUACGAAUAUGUCGCGUGUCAACAGGAACGCAAUGGCGUCAUGAUCCUGUCUGAAUUUGCUGGCGCUGCUCAAUCUUUGAACGGCUCUUUGAUCGUGAAUCCCUGGGACCGAUUCGCUGUGGCUGAUGCUAUUCACACAGCGCUUACGAUGGAUCCCGAGACGCGCAAGGCUAAUUCGGAAAAGCUAACAAGCUAUGUCGAAAAACACACAGCCGCCUGGUGGGGCCGCAGCUUUAUCGAUGACCUCGAGCUCGCUGGCAAUGCCGCGCCCGCCACCGCUUUUAAGCAUGCAUAG